Messenger RNA from Onychomys torridus (southern grasshopper mouse), 2111 nucleotides. It is a transcript of the gene Ttll10, whose product is annotated as tubulin tyrosine ligase like 10. Gene Ontology annotation, biological process: protein modification process. The transcript has 12 exons. The coding region runs from base 16 to 2058 and encodes 680 amino acids. The record is from RefSeq and is a predicted model, not a curated record. Lineage: Eukaryota; Metazoa; Chordata; Mammalia; Rodentia; Cricetidae.
AGACGGGCUGCAAAGAUGGCCUUGCACCCACAGGCUGGAAGACCUCAUGGCCAUCACAGAGAUGGAAGUGAGCCACAAGCUGAAGCCACAGCCCAGGACAUGGGGAGGCGUCCUUCCCCAGGCAGGGUGGGACCAGCUGUCUGCCCCAUCCGAGGGUUGAGAUCUCAGGCUGCUCGAAGACCCCGAAGGGGUGUAGGGACAACAUCUUCCUCAAGGGUUCCUCGUUCUGGUGCCCUCAUGCCUGCAACUCACAGUCGUACAAGAUUCAUCCACUGCCGGGGUCAGCCCCCUCGGGCCCAUGUCAGCUCCAAGAGACCCAAACGAUCCAGGAUCCGUCGAUGCCACCCUCAGGUGCCAGGCUGGACCCAUGAGAAACGGAUGGGGAGCAGUGUCGAGGAGGGGCUCCGGCCUGAGCUAAGUCAGCUGGACCAAGAUGCAGACCUCCUAGAGGAAGAAGAAGCUGCCAGAAUACCUGUGACCUCCCUGGAGGGGCUCUUUCUGGAAGGGGACAAGCAGCCCAAUUCUGGUCAGGGCCCUUUCUUUUACAUCGGAGGCACCAAUGGAGCAUCAAUAAUCAGCAACUACUGUGAGAGCAAGGGCUGGCAACGCACUCAAGACAGUCGCUGUGAGGACUGCAAGCUAAAGUGGUGUGAGAUCAAGUGCAGAGACAACUACUGCAACUUCCGGGAAGGCCAGCAGUUGCUGUUCCAGCUCCCCAACAAUAAGCUGCUCACUACCAAGAUCGGGUUGCUCAGUGCCCUGCGGGAGCAUGCACGAACUUUGAGUAAAGCCAGGCUGCUGCCCAGUACCCAAACCAAGGUCCUGAAAAUGGAAGAGUUUUUUCCAGAGACCUAUCGGCUGGACAUCAGGGACGAGAGACAGGCUUUCUUCACUCUAUUUGAUGAAACCCAGAUAUGGAUCUGCAAGCCCACGGCCUCCAACCAGGGAAAGGGCAUCUUUCUGAUCAGGAGCCAGGAGGAGGUUGCUGCCCUGCAGGCCAAGACCCAGAGCAUUGAGGACGACCCCAUCUACCGCAAGAUGCCCUUCCGUGCACCUCAGGCGCGGGUGGUGCAGAGAUAUGUCCAGAACCCGCUGCUGCUAGAUGGGAAGAAGUUUGAUGUACGCUCCUACCUGCUCAUUGCCUGUGCCAUGCCCUACAUGGUCUUUUUUGGCCAUGGCUAUGCCCGCCUCACCCUCAGCCUGUAUGACCCUCAUUCCAGUGACCUCAGCGGUCACUUGACCAAUCAGUUCAUGCAGAAGAAGAGUCCCCUGUACAUGCUGCUGAAAGAGAGCACUGUGUGGAGCAUGGAGCACCUCAACCGAUACAUCAAUGACAAGUUUAGGAAGACCAAGGGCCUUCCCAGAGAUUGGGUCUUCACCACCUUCACGAAGCGGAUGCAGCAGAUCAUGGCCCACUGCUUCCUGGCUGUCAAGUCCAAGCUGGAGUGCAAGCUGGGUUACUUUGAUCUCAUUGGCUGUGAUUUCCUGAUUGAUGAGAACUUCAAGGUGUGGCUGCUGGAGAUGAACUCCAACCCUGCCCUACAUACCAACUGUGAAGUCCUGAAGGAGGUGAUCCCUGGAGUGGUUAUGGAGACCUUGGAUCUAGCUCUUGAGACCUGCCAAAAGAGCUUGCAUAGUCAGAAGAUGCUGCCUCUGCUGUCACAGCGUCGCUUUGUGCUCCUUUACAACGGCGAGACCACGGACCUGUGGCCGCGCUUGGGAGGCUCGCGCCCCCUUGCCCGCCUGCCUCCGCCGCCGCCGCCGCCGCCGCCUCCCCGGCCCACCUGUGAGGUCGCACCCUCUGCACUGUCCUCAGUACGUGCCGCUGCAGACCGGCCUGGCGCACGCAAGCCCGUGCCUUCCAGGGACGCUCCCAUAUGCGCUUUCCGCAAAUCGCGGCUGCCUGACUCCAGCGGAGGAUCCGGAGCGGAGUCUGAGCCCUCUCUCUGUUCUGGGUCCCCAGAAGGCAGCAGGGACGCGGUUGGGGAGCCCUCCCUGGGGCAGCCCGAAGAAGAACGCGAGGAGGAACAGAGGAGCGCUAGCCACCGGGGCUCCUAGCCACCACAAGCAUCCAGAUCCCCUGCUCACGGCUGUGCCCUCUCCGGGACCUA